This is a messenger RNA of Balearica regulorum gibbericeps (East African grey crowned-crane), 662 nucleotides long. The record is from RefSeq and is a predicted model, not a curated record. NCBI's taxonomy places the organism in Eukaryota, Metazoa, Chordata, Aves, Gruiformes, Gruidae.
CCGCAAAGAAGCAAUGGCGACAGAAUCCCCACGCCGCCCUAGUAGAUGUACUGGAGGAGUGGUUGUGCGCCCGCAAGCUGUCACGGAACAGUCAUAUAUGGAAAGCGUUGUUACGUUUCUUCAAGAUGUUGUGCCACAGGCCUACAGUGGUACCCCACCAGCAGAAGAAAAGGAGAAGAUCAUCUGGGUCAGAUUUGAAAAUGCAGAUUUAAAUGAUACAUCGAGGAAUAUGGAGUUUCAUGAAAUACAUAGCACUGGGAAUGAACCACCAUUACUGCUGAUGAUUGGAUACAGUGAUGGAAUGCAAGUCUGGAGCAUACCUAUCAGUGGUGAAGCUCAAGAACUCUUUUCUGUCCGCCAUGGUCCAGUUCGAGCUGCACGGAUUUUACCAGCUCCACAAAUCAGUGCUCAGAAAUGUGAUAAUUUUUCUGAGAAGCGACCUCUUCUUGGUGUGUGCAAAAGCAUUGGAUCUUCUGGCACAAGCCCACCUUACUGCUGUGUGGACCUUUAUUCUUUGCGAACAGGAGAGAUGGUCAAGUCCAUACAGUUCAAAACUCCUAUUUAUGAUCUGCAUUGCAAUAAAAGGAUACUUGUUGUAGUCCUGCAAGAGAAAAUUGCCGCCUUUGACAGCUGUACAUUCACCAAAAAAUUCUUCGUUACAA